Messenger RNA from Pteronotus mesoamericanus, 2839 nucleotides. RefSeq names its product ATPase H+ transporting V1 subunit B2 (gene ATP6V1B2). The transcript has 14 exons. Gene Ontology annotation, biological process: vacuolar acidification; ATP metabolic process; proton transmembrane transport. Gene Ontology annotation, molecular function: proton-transporting ATPase activity, rotational mechanism; ATP binding. Gene Ontology annotation, cellular component: proton-transporting V-type ATPase, V1 domain. NCBI's taxonomy places the organism in Eukaryota, Metazoa, Chordata, Mammalia, Chiroptera, Mormoopidae. The record is from RefSeq and is a predicted model, not a curated record. The coding region runs from base 22 to 1557 and encodes 511 amino acids.
AGUCGGGACGGAGGAGACAAGAUGGCGCUGCGAGUGAUACGGGGAAUUGUGAACGGGGCCGCAUCCGAGCUACCGGUGCCCACCAGUGGGGCGGCGGCGGGAUCUCGGGAGCAGGCGCUGGCAGUGAGCCGGAACUACCUCUCCCAGCCUCGCCUCACAUACAAGACAGUAUCAGGAGUCAAUGGUCCGCUGGUGAUCUUAGAUCAUGUUAAGUUUCCCAGAUACGCUGAAAUUGUUCACUUGACAUUACCAGAUGGCACAAAGAGAAGUGGGCAAGUUCUAGAAGUUAGUGGUUCCAAAGCAGUGGUUCAGGUAUUUGAAGGAACUUCAGGUAUCGAUGCCAAGAAAACAUCCUGUGAGUUUACCGGGGAUAUUCUCCGAACACCAGUGUCUGAGGAUAUGCUUGGUCGGGUAUUCAAUGGGUCAGGAAAACCCAUCGACAGAGGUCCGGCUGUCCUGGCUGAAGACUUCCUUGACAUCAUGGGCCAGCCGAUCAACCCCCAGUGUCGCAUCUACCCAGAGGAGAUGAUUCAGACGGGCAUCUCGGCCAUCGACGGCAUGAACAGUAUUGCUCGGGGGCAGAAAAUCCCCAUCUUCUCUGCGGCAGGAUUACCGCACAAUGAGAUUGCAGCUCAGAUCUGUCGCCAGGCUGGUUUGGUAAAGAAAUCCAAAGAUGUAGUGGACUACAGUGAGGAAAACUUUGCAAUUGUAUUUGCUGCUAUGGGUGUAAACAUGGAAACCGCUCGGUUCUUCAAGUCUGACUUUGAAGAAAAUGGCUCCAUGGACAAUGUCUGCCUCUUUUUGAACUUGGCUAAUGACCCUACUAUUGAACGAAUUAUCACUCCGCGCUUGGCUCUAACCACAGCCGAAUUUCUGGCCUAUCAGUGUGAGAAACAUGUAUUGGUUAUCCUAACAGACAUGAGUUCUUAUGCUGAAGCACUUCGAGAGGUUUCAGCUGCCAGGGAAGAGGUUCCUGGUCGACGAGGUUUCCCAGGUUACAUGUAUACAGAUUUAGCCACAAUAUAUGAACGCGCUGGUCGAGUGGAAGGUAGAAACGGCUCUAUUACUCAAAUCCCUAUUCUCACCAUGCCCAACGAUGAUAUCACUCACCCCAUCCCUGACCUGACUGGAUAUAUCACAGAGGGGCAGAUCUAUGUGGACAGGCAGCUGCACAACCGACAGAUUUACCCACCUAUUAACGUGCUGCCCUCAUUAUCACGGUUAAUGAAGUCUGCUAUUGGAGAAGGUAUGACCAGAAAGGACCACGCUGAUGUAUCUAACCAGCUGUACGCGUGCUACGCUAUUGGUAAGGACGUGCAGGCCAUGAAAGCCGUGGUUGGAGAAGAAGCCCUCACCUCAGACGAUCUUCUCUACUUGGAAUUUCUGCAGAAGUUUGAGAGGAACUUUAUUGCUCAGGGUCCUUAUGAAAACCGCACUGUCUUUGAGACUUUGGACAUUGGCUGGCAGCUGCUCCGGAUUUUCCCCAAAGAAAUGCUGAAGAGGAUCCCUCAGAGCACCCUGAGCGAAUUCUACCCACGGGACUCCGCGAAGCACUAGCUGCCACUCGUCGCUGGCUCGAUACCCUUGUGACAUACUGGUCCUGUUGUCUGUGUCCUUUCGCACUCCCCAUCGCCACCUUUGUAUUGGAGUUUACCAUGUUGCCCUGUAAUUAAGAACAGGAUAGGUGACAUCCUGUACCAGUGUUGCCGUGUCUUAAAACUGCUAACAGACUUUAAAAUGUCCCCUGUUCAGAAAUCCUGGAUUUUCGAUGCUUUGUGAAAAGUAGCUGCAGGGAUGGAGGUGAGGUUUCCUUACUGACGUGUGUAUCUGUAUAUAGUGGGUAGCUAGUUGCCUAUGAUGUCCUCAUUAUUUGAUGUUCCAGACCUUCCCGUCCACCCCCUCGAGAGCAUCGCCAGCAGAAGUUACAGCGCUCUCAUCUUCGAAAGGGGGCGGGGCAGGGCCGAGCCGAAGGAAGCCUCCUCUCGAGAGCCCAGCGCCCUCUCCGGAGCCGGGGAGUCCGUGCAGUCGGCAGACCGCCGGGCCUGUGCUGCUGCUCCGAGCAGAUGGCGGGCACGGUCCGCCUGCUCUUCCUCUUUAAUGAGUAGGUCAGAAAAGGAGCCCCUCUCGCUCGUCCGUGCGCACAGGCUCGGUCUCCUGUGCCUGGCUGCUCACCCUCCCUCCGAGGAGCGCAGGAGCGCACGGCUUUGGCACGGCUGGCGCUGAUCUGGUGCUGGUGGGGUGCCUUGCCUCGAUCCCCGCUGGGCUUUCAUGCAGAGGGAUCCUAAUGAAGAGAACUAGAGUAACCGUCAUUGGGAAGAGUUGGGGGUACAGUCAAACAACGAACCACCACCUGUACCCAUUCUACACGUGAACAUGCUAACAGUGGUGUAAUUUUCUAAAGCGUUGCCAGGUGCUGGAGGUAUGGUGGGAGGAGAAAGCGCUCCUGUCCAUGUGGAUAUUUUAAAUUCUGUUAGAGAGCGGCCCUUGGAAGACCCCCCUAGUUGGUCCUGCUUUCUGACCUAUCUCUGCCUCUUCAGGGUCGUCUUGUGGCACAAGUGAUAGCAUUUAAAAGCUUCAGCCUUUGAAUUCCUGCUCCCGCGGGCCCAGGCCCUGGCCCUGAGCCGUCUUCCCGGCACUGCGCCCUGCCCCCUGCGUGUGUGCUCCAUGUCCUUCGUUUCUUGGGUGCAAUAGCGACUUCUCUGGCAUUCCAUCCUUCAAGUUGUGUAAAGUUCUUCACUUUUUUCUCUGAGGGUGUUGGGGGGAGUCAGCAUGACUAUAUUUUAAUGUAGAAAAUGUGACAUCUGGAUAUAAAAUGAAAAUAUUAAAUUAAUGGAAGUGA